GAGAAAGACUGAGAAAAAUAAAAUGAGAGAGUGGGGGGAGAGAUUGAAGAGAGGCUUGGGAAAAUGUUCAGUGGAAAAUCUAGAAAUGAUGUAAGAGAAAGCAAAGGCAGGGAUUGGAGUAAGGGGUGUAUAACUGAAACUAUAAAAACUCAGAGAGAAAACUCACCAUCAGGGCUGAGUUUGGGAGAAACUGCACAGAGAGGACUUUAAAGUUAGAAUCUCCUGAUUUUUCACAAGAUGCCGGACUGGAGAUUGGCAAACGCACAUUUUAUUCUGGCUGUGACGUUGAUGCUGUGGAGUUCAGGAAAAGUACACUCAGUGGAUGUAGCAACAGAGGCUUUUGAUUCUGGAGUCAUAAAUGUGCAGUCACCAUCCACAGUCAGGAAAGAGAAAUCAGCUACUAAUUUGUCAGCAAAACUCUUGCUUCUUGAUGAACUUGUGUCUUUGGAGAAUGAUGUAAUUGAAACAAAGAAGAAAAGGAGCUUCUCGGGUUUUGGGUCUCCCUUGGACAGACUCUCUGCUGGCUCUGUCGAUCAUAAAGGUAAACAGAGGAAAGUAGUAGAUCAUCCAAAAAGACGAUUCGGUAUUCCUGUGGAUCGGAUUGGUGGAAGCCGUCUCUCAAAUUCCAGAGGCUAAUUGAUUCUAACCAUGAGUAAAAUUUGGACACAGCUUCUCUGGUGAAGUGUCAUAGAAACAUGGAAGAUGCUUCAGUGAAGUUCUUUACACUCAAUAAUGAUUCAGCAUUCAAGGAACUGACCUUCUGCAAAUCCUUUCCACAGUCAGAACUUCAGUCAGUCACAUCACAGUACUGUUAUAACUUCAAUUAAAUGAUGCAGACCACUUCAAUGCAUGGAUAUUUUUUAAAUAUAUAUUUUAAUAAGCAGGAAUGGCUCCCUAGCUCCAAACCUUGCUUUUCUAAGAAACAGCCAAAACACACUAUACAUGAAAUGCUUUCUAUAUGCAUUUACCAUUUACAUUUAUGCAGUUGAAGAAUAAUAACUGAAGACUGAUUUUUUUUCUGUACAACUUAGGUACAGUCUGUUUGCUCAUUACUGAGAGAUGAGGAAAGACAAUGUUGUAUAUGUUCUCUUAAAUAUUUGAUUUCUUUUGUAUACUUUGUCAGUGAGCCUCUUGGGUAAUGAUUAUGAAAUUAGGCUUGUCUUAGCAUAUUCACAUUUCAGUGAGGUUCGGGCACAUAAAACAUAGCUCCAGUUCUAGAAAUAAAAGAAGAAUGAUUUAUAAGCAGGGGGAAAAAAAAGCAGCUAGUAAUUAAACCCAUCAAUGUUAUUCUUCCAAACAAUUGAGAAAAUACUUGAAGGUCAGAGCAUAUUGACCAAAUUAGGAAGCGAAGGAUAUCAUUCAUUUGUCAAGUUUGGAGAUCUCAUGUCCUCUAACAACUUUUCUUUUCUCUGAAUUACAACUGGUAGUUAAUUAAGAGCAGCAGCGGCUAAUUAUGAGAACAGCAGAUUGUAAAGAACACAGGAGUAACAGAUGAAAUUAUUGGGGAAAAGCAAAGAAUCACCACUAGAAUAGUCUGGAACGCAAUUAAAUACAUAUAAUUUUAGCAUAGUACUUUUUGGCAUAGUACAAUAAGCCGUCAUCUUGAUGGUACUGACACACUCAAGAAAAUAAGUCAACAGUACCCUUGUUUGAAAUAAGGCAUUCUUUUAACACUGCAAGAAAUUAAAACAUAAUUUCGAUUAAGGAUAUGAUGAGUCAUCUCAUUCAUUUGUGAAUUUCCGUGUUCUGGCAUCAAUCACAUAACUAAUUUUUCAUGAGGGAUUUCUUUCCUGGUUACAUCGUCUUAAAAUCUUCUCCACUACAAAAAUUCUAGCAAAUUCUUCCUUUAAUCUACAGAUAGUUUUAGGGAAUUAAAUUUCUCAAAGCAAACUAUUAAAAGACGAUUUAAUGGAUUCUUCUAAAAGGAAGAAGUAGCAAAAGCUUUUUUGAGUGACCUUACCCUUGAAGGUUCAAAAUGCCUGCAUAUCGUUUAACUGUUCCAAAGUUAAUAAACGUGAGAUGGUGAA
This is a messenger RNA of Neogale vison (American mink), 2027 nucleotides long. RefSeq names its product osteocrin (gene OSTN). The transcript has 5 exons. Gene Ontology annotation, molecular function: signaling receptor binding. NCBI's taxonomy places the organism in Eukaryota, Metazoa, Chordata, Mammalia, Carnivora, Mustelidae. The coding region runs from base 238 to 636 and encodes 132 amino acids. Gene Ontology annotation, biological process: hormone-mediated signaling pathway. The record is from RefSeq and is a predicted model, not a curated record.